Messenger RNA from Sesamum indicum (sesame), 1887 nucleotides. RefSeq names its product protein DETOXIFICATION 23. Gene Ontology annotation, molecular function: xenobiotic transmembrane transporter activity; antiporter activity. The record is from RefSeq and is a predicted model, not a curated record. Gene Ontology annotation, biological process: xenobiotic detoxification by transmembrane export across the plasma membrane. Lineage: Eukaryota; Viridiplantae; Streptophyta; Magnoliopsida; Lamiales; Pedaliaceae. Gene Ontology annotation, cellular component: membrane.
GUUUUGUCCUACCUCUUGAUUUAUUGUCCAAAUUUCAUUUUCACAUUUAUAUUUUACGUUUACAUUGAGACUUAUCUUGCAACACAGUAUAGAGUACAAUAUAGAUAGAAAGCGGGAAGAGAUGAGUGACAUGGAAGGUGAUGGUACUGAGAAGCUGUUGAGGGCAGCAGAAGAUGAGAUUGAGGAAGAGAAUUUCAAGAGCAAAAUAUGGGUAGAGAACAAGAAGAUGUGGGUGGUGGCUGGCCCUGCUAUUUUCACCAGGUUCUCGGCGUUCGGUAUAAGUGUCAUCAGCCAAGCAUUUAUAGGUCACAUUGGUUCCACAGAGUUGGCUGCCUAUGCUCUGGUGGUCACUCUCCUUACAAGAUUUGCCAAUGGUUUACUGCUUGGAGUGGCCAGUGGAUUGGAAACACUGUGCGGGCAAGCCUACGGAGCAAAACAAUACCACAUGCUCGGGAUAUAUCUCCAAAGAUCGUGGAUUGUUUUGACUGUGUUCACGACUCUACUAUUGCCGCUUUACAUUUUUGCAGCCCCUGUCUUGAAAGCUUUAGGACAGGAUGAAGAUAUCGCUCAAGUGGCAGGGAAAAUAGCUCUGUGGUUCAUUCCUGUCAUAUACUCCUAUAUCGUAUCGUUUAGCUGCCAAAUGUAUUUACAAGCACAAAGCAAGAACAUGAUCAUUACAUAUUUGGCAGUGUUUUCAUUAUGUAUCCACAUUUUCCUCUCAUGGCUUCUAACAGUUAAGUACAAUUUGGGUCUAGCCGGCACUAUGAUAUCAGCAAUCUUCGCAUACUGGCUUCCGAACAUGGGGCAACUGAUAUUCAUCGUCUCUGGAGGAUGUCGAGAAACAUGGAAAGGUUUCACAACAUUAGCCUUCAAAGAUCUUUGGCCAGUCGUCAAGCUUUCUAUAUCCUCUGGUGCAAUGCUGUGUCUCGAGCUCUGGUACAAUGCAAUACUGAUUCUUUUGACAGGAAACUUGAAAAACGCCGAGGUUGAAGUUGGUGCUCUUUCCAUCUGUCUUAACAUCAGUGGUUGGGAAAUGAUGAUAGCACUCGGUUUCAUGGCUGCAGCUAGCGUUCGUGUUGCGAAUGAGCUUGGGAAGGGGGAUCCCGAAGCUGCAAAGUUCUCAAUUCGCAAUAUAGUGCUGAUUUCUUUUGCCUUAGGAUUCUUGCUAUUUGUGUUUUUCCUGUUCUUUCGCGAACGUGUGGCUCAUGUAUUCACGAAUGAUCAUGAUGUGGUUACGGAAGUCGGUCACUUGUCGCCUCUUCUGGCGUUCACUAUACUUUUGAAUAGCAUUCAACCAGUUCUUUCCGGUGUUGCUAUUGGGGCUGGAUGGCAGAGUGUUGUGGUAUAUGUGAACCUUGCUUCCUAUUACUUGAUAGGAAUUCCCACUGGGGUUUUGCUUGGUUAUGUCGUCAAAUUACAAGUUGAGGGUGUUUGGAUUGGAAUAUUGAUUGGAACACUCAUUCAAACUAUUAUUUUGCUCAUAAUAACCCAAAAGACAGAUUGGGAUAAACAGGUUGCAAUUGCUCGAAAAAGAGUUAACAGAUGGUUUGUGGAAGCUGAACCUGAUGGUAACUCUGGAGCUGCCUGAUGAAUGAUUUUCUAUAGUUUGAUUAUUGUUGUAUUUGAAUAGAUAUAUUCCAAACUAAGAAUUUCAAAUACAUAAUCAAAAAAUUAGAGAGCAUGGGCUGGACUGGGUUGAGCUAAUCCAGGACCAGAUUGAAUGAUUAAAAAAAAAUGGACUGGUUCUGUCCAAAGGCCCCGCUUCGAACAAUCGAAUUAGUCCUGAGCCGGUCCUAAGAAUCAAUACCUAAGAUCAGCCCAACCCAAUCCAGGACCACCUGCUCCUGAACAAGGCUUGAGCUGUGCCUGUUGGGCCUUUUUUCUUUU